This is a messenger RNA of Trypanosoma grayi, 3339 nucleotides long. RefSeq lists its product as hypothetical. The coding region runs from base 1 to 3339 and encodes 1112 amino acids. The transcript has a single exon. NCBI's taxonomy places the organism in Eukaryota, Euglenozoa, Kinetoplastea, Trypanosomatida, Trypanosomatidae. The record is from RefSeq and is a predicted model, not a curated record.
AUGCCCGUCUUCCCGUGGAAAAAAAGCACAAAGGGCAAAAACGCCGCCGAUGACGCCGCAGCAACUGCGCAGUCUGUAGAGGCGGAGUCAGAGACGAAGGCGGAGGUGGAGGUGGAGGCGGAGACCAACGCACCACAGACAAGCGCUUCCCGUCGGCCGUCCCUCAAGUCGGGCACGAUAGAAUCCGCCGCCACACAGCAGGCAGCGCAAGGCCCCGCUCCGAAUGUCAGCGUUGCGGUGCCGCCACGUCACGGUUCGCCACCGGUGCGGCACGGACAACACGUGGCGGUGCCACACAACGCCACCAUACCUCCUAACUUAGGCAGCAGGCCGCAAACACCAAGGAGUGGGCAGCUGUCUCCGUCAGGCCAGUCAGGCGCUCUGUCCCCACCGUCGACAGCGAUGCCCCCGAAAAUGCUGCCGAUGAAGGGGCCGCCGCCGCCAGGAAUGAUGAAGAUGAUGAAAGGACCGCCACCGCCGGGAGCCAAGCUCGUCAAGGGGCCUCCGCCACCAGGAAUGAUAAGGAUGAUGAAAGGACCGCCGCCGCCGGGAGCCAAACUCAUCAAGGGGCCUCCGCCACCAGGAAUGAUGAAGAUGAUGCACCCCAGUGCGUUACCACCUCGACAGUCACCGUCCCCACCUUUGCGGGUGUCCCCGCCACGGCCAACUCUGCCCAAGAAGUCACCGCCAGCUACUAGGACGCCGCCACUGUCGUCAUCACCUCCGCUUCCUCCUGUUUCCCCGAAGCAGGUAAUUCCAAUAAGCAAACAGGAAGUCGAAAAAGCUUCGACCCCACAACAUGUAGACGCAAGUGCCAGGCGGUCCGAAUCGCCACAUGAGGGACCGACGGUGAGGACAAAAUCGGAGUCGCCGUUGAAGACGCGGCUGGACGCCCCGCGUAAUGAUGCCGACAGUGAUAGCGAACUUCAGUUUGUCGUAGAGAGCGCGUCCGCUGGUGCUGCGACUCCAGUUCGAAUGGAAAACGAUGGAAAGAGGCCUAGUCGUUCUCCUUCCAAAGCUUCUUCACUUCAGUUUCACGCGGAUGAAUCAGCGGGAUCGGAAUUGUCGUUUGUUCUCCAAGUUGACGAAGCCACAGCUCCACAAAAGAGCCAAACGUCACGGCGGAACUCUGGAGCGCCGUCGAGAGUGGGGGACUGCUCUUUGAACAACGGCGCAGAUAGAAUGAAUGGCACAUCCAAGGCUGGAGUGAAUGUGGUAGAGCAGACGGGUUCAGGGCAUGUUCAGGCCCCUCGCGUGGCAUCUAGCACGACCUCCUCGGCAGAAAGAAGACGGGAAACCCCCAAAGGGCAACGCUUGAAAAAAGAGCUCAUCGACUCCGAGGAAAGCACGUCCAUCUCUCCUCUUGCUCUUGAAAAUACCGAGAAACGACCUGGAGCUGAUGUUGCUGUCAAUUCGCCGAAGGAUACGGGAGGUGAGGGGGAUGAGGAGUGCAUGAUGGCACCCGUGUCGGAAUCAAAGCUUACCCCAAGUGUGCGAAACCGUAUUGCAGAGCAAUUUCUCUCACUUCUUUGCCCUCAGCAAUUUUACGGGAAAGUUGUUAAACUGCAUCGUAUUCGGCUCGUCAAGGCAGGUCAUGAACCUGCACCUGGCAUUAAGGAGCAUAAUACCAUUUAUGUCGCAACAAAGGGGGUUUUGCCCAAUCAGUUCUUUUACCCACAGAUGCGGCUUUAUGAGGCUGACGGAGUGCCGGUUAGUAGUCAUGAUACUCCUGGACAUUUGGACACACCUAUCGUCCUCUACGAAGCGGCACCGGGUAAUAUGCUGUUCGCCGGUACAGAACUUGAGGCAAAGCAUAUUCUUGAUGGCAAUGCGUCAGCAACGAGUUGCUUUGUAUUGGAAAAAUCUGCGAUCGUCUUUAGAGAUCCGAUGAAGUAUGUGCUUCCAAUAGCUAUGCUGACUGUGCGGUGGAUUCCGUAUGCUGUGGUGCAGUCAGAGCCACAGUGUCCUGUGCAUCACAAAGAACUUCAACUGUUUGAUCGCUACACAAAGGAGCUUCUUUGCGCUUUGUGCGUCUCCAAGAGUGGCGCCCAUGUCUCCCACCUGGUUGUCAUCCCAGAUGUCCUGAGCGGAGACUCCCGCCGUCGAAUUAUGGAGGCGCUGUCGGAAAAACUGCAGCAGGGACGGCAAAACGCCGCACACUGGGUUAAUCAACAUCAGCGAAUUGUGUCUGUUGUGAAACACAAAAAAGAUGCUGUGAACCAGCAGUUCGACUUGUUGUUGGCGGCUGUCAACUCCAAAAGAGAAGAGUUUCUUGAGCACUGCGAUGCGGCAUUCGGAUUCGCGUUAGGAGGGGUCGCCAAGGAGAUCCUUAUGGCAGAUGAGAAGGUGCGCUUACUGAAAUCUGCGAUUGAUCACCUACUUACGGAAAGUACAAAACCACUUUACUCGAUGCAAAUUGCAACUGUAGCGAAUGCGUUACAUGCAUCUGAGGAGUUCCCGCGGCCCUUUUCAAUGGAUUCGCUUAAGAUCCCGGCUCUUUCCCGUGAGUUGACGCCUAAUUUAGAAGGUGUGAUGACAGAAUUACAGCUUGUCUCACCGAUGACGCCAAAUCCGAAUGCUCAACGUCCCCACUCUCCAUUCGGUCUCCUGUCCCGCGAAGAACAGCAACAGUGGCGGCAAGAAGAAGAGGAGCGAAGCCAUUUGUCGCGAAAAAGAACGCCACUGAAGCAUUCUUCUCCUAUAAGGAGGGUGAGAUUGGGCCAUGGUUCACGAGAGAGCUCUGGUCGUGUGGGUGGCACUCCCCCUCGCCCUGCGGGUCCAAGUAGAUCACCGCGCCGGCGUUCGAUGCCACUUGUACCCCGAUAUGAGGAGCUGAGGGGCAUACCAGAUGAAGGUGAGGUGCUACCCCGAUCACAGCAACAUAGCCAAUGGGUGGCCGUACCGGGGUGCCGCGGAACAUGCAUAUUUGAUGUUCCUAUCCAUGAAUUGCUAGCCAAUGAUGAUGACAUGAAGAACCAUCGAGCAAGACCCAAGUUUCUGCAAUGGGUGCUGCGGGUGGAAGAUCCAGGGGAUUGGGUGGGUGUUGGUGUCGGUGUGGGAGGCAGCCUUGAGGCUUGGGCUGUGAGCCGCACGCCUGAUCUCAGUCACCUCUGGGUGGUGACUUGUGGUGACAGCAGACACACCUUCACCCUCCGUGUGACAGUGAACCCUAGUGUGGGUCACGCAAAGCUGUCAAUUCACGACGGAAAGGGAAAGCAGCUUGAUGACGGACGCAUACCGCAGUGGAAUGCAACACGAAGCUGCUACCCACAGGUUACAUUUGGUGGUCGAAUUGGUGAAGUUCAUCUCAUUGAUGGUCCUCAUAUGAUGUCGAAGUGA